AUGCUCGAACUGACGUCCAUGUUUCCUCGAACUUCGGUUCGUCGGAGGCGUUCAUACUCAGUCAGGCCCUUCUACUGGUCUCUCGCGAUCUUCACCAUUCUUGCGACAUUCAGUUGGGGAUUGGGACUUUGGAGCAGUCACUCAACCGCUCCAGGCAUUUCCAACCCCUCGGCUGGUCUGCUUUUAGAACGGGAAAGUGAAGUAGAGUGCCGCCUGGUCCGCAACGCGAAAGAUCAAUGUGCCUUUGUCCGCUCGAAUUGCUCAGACGAGGAAGACGGCUUCUUUUCGUACCUUGAAUUAUACUACUGUGUCCUUGCAGAUGCGAAGCCGGUCGCAUUCAUCAUUAUUGUACUUUGGCUGUCCCUGCUUUUCAGCACGAUCGGAAUCGCGGCGAGCGACUUCCUGUGUAUUGAUCUGAGCACCUUGGCCAGUCUCCUCGGCAUGAGUGAGAGUCUGACCGGUGUCACAUUCCUUGCUUUCGGAAACGGAAGUCCUGAUGUUUUUUCGACUUUUGCUGCCAUGAGGUCUAAUAGCGGUAGCUUGGCUAUUGGAGAGCUUAUUGGAGCUGCAGGAUUUAUAACUUCGGUGGUUGCUGGCUCAAUGGCGCUGGUUCGCCCGUUCAAAGUCGCUCGCAGGAGUUUUGUUCGUGAUGUUGGGUAUUUUGUUAUUGCGAUAAGUUUCAGCAUGGUUCUCUUGGCGGACGGCCGCCUUCAUGCUUGGGAGUCAGCUACCAUGGUGGCACUAUACUUCUUCUAUGUCUUGCUGGUUGUGACGUGGCAUUGGUACAUUGUUCGGCGCCGUCGAGUGCAGGAAAGGACCAUGGCCGCUCGGUCACAUUUCCAUAUUCCGGACAAUCAGGAGCUGGAUAUCGAAGAGAUAGAAGACGAUGAUCCUGGAAUGGCAUCGGAAUCGACUAGUCUUUUGCGCGGUGCGACUACCGAAGACUUCAACGCUCUGGAGAGUGCUGAAGCCCCGGCAUGGACGGACGCGGAUGAGGACGACGAAACUCGCAAUCGACAUCUUGCAGAAAUUCGGAAUAAUAUGCGCGUAUCUCGACCUUCAGCGCAGAGGCGCAAUACGCUCAAUCCAAUAAGGCCGAGCUUGGUUGGUGCGUUGGAGUUCCGGUCUGUCCUUUCUUCCUUGAAACGAUCGCGAAGUCAUAAUCGGAGUCAUUUAAUUGGUCUUGAAAGAUACUCGGACGUACCGGAUAGUGCACAGGGGUACCGUUCGCAGCCAGAUAAUAUCUCCAUAGCAUCCCAUCCUCAAAGCAGCCGCAGCCAUGCCAACGACUUUCUUUCACCUGAUUACGGAAUCAAUCGAGCACGAGCUGUAUCUGCAAACGAUGCCGUGGGUUUGAAAUUAGAUACCAGCCUAUUUGUUGGUGAGGCUGCAUCGCGACCCAAAUUGACCGUGAGCAGACCGUCUAUCGAUGAUGGAUCUAGCACGGAGGUUUCGCAUAUUCUUGAGUCCCAGCAUGGCACAGACUCGACGAAAUCACCUACAUCUAGCGCAUUUUCAUCGCGCAGCCCGAGCCCGAGCCCCAGUCCAAGGUCCGGCUCCAGCAUACAGAAUACUACUUUGCUUGCGCCUCCCGAUGCUUUCCAUUCUCUCAACUAUUCGGAAGCAGCAUCUGAUUCGCGCUCGACGCUACAAGUAUCCCCAAAGGGUACCAAAUACCCUGCAGAGCGGCAAGAUAACAACUCAUCCUGUGCAUCCAGUCCUUUCCCCUUGCUUCAUGAUGUGCCUGGGUCGCCAUCAUCUAGGCCUCCAAGCAUUCGUCUGCCGGCGCCAUGCAGCUCAAUAGAGCCGCUAUAUAUUCACGAAGGUAUUGACAUGGGGAGUCGACGUAUGUCCCCGGUUAGUUGGUGGCCUCGCUCGCGAUCUCUGCUGCGAUUGACCCUGUCUACGCUUUUCCCAACCUUAGAUGGAUGGAAAGCCAAAACAAUCUGGGAGAGAUUCCUAGGUAUUGUCGCAGCUCCUAGUGUGUUCCUUCUAACAAUAACGCUUCCCGUUGUCGACCCUGCGCCGCCUGAACCUACAUCAACUACCGUGCCCGUCAUCGUAACUUCUGCAGAAGAUGAUUCGAAUUCAGCGACGCCUAUUGUGCGUCUGCCUGAAGAUAGCCCAACCCUGCAGGCUCAUCUUCCGGCGUCUGUCGCAGAACAGACAGUGGCAAGCCAAGACAACAAAUUUCAGCUGGAACGGCAGCGCUACGAUUCUGAGCUUCCUGCCGUGCACGAUUCUGUCCCGACAGCCCGAGAAUGGUACCCGUGGCUGGUCUAUAUCCAGCUCUUCACAGGUCCACAAUUCGUUGCCUUGAUCGUAUGGUCUGCGAUAGACCCGGACUUGAUGGUACGGACCUUCCUGCUUCUUGCACUAUGCGCUCUUGUCUUCGCCUUGGUAUGUCUUGCCGCUCUCCUCCUUAGUGAGCGCCGAAGCCGCAGCUCUGUACGUCACCCACCAGCCUCAUGGCGCCCAAUUCUCGCAUUGCUGGGUUUUAUUGUCGCCAUUUUUUGGAUCGCAACUAUAGCCACGGAAGUUGUCAGUCUCCUCAAGACCCUCGGAGUCAUCCUCAAUAUUAGCGACUCCCUCCUCGGUCUUACAGUUUUCGCUGUCGGAAAUUCGCUCGGCGACUUGGUCGCCAACAUCACCGUCGCCCGUCUUGGAUAUCCAGUCAUGGCUUUGAGCGCCUGCUUCGGUGGCCCCAUGCUCAACAUCCUUCUUGGAAUUGGCCUUGGUGGUCUAUAUAUGACCUUACAUUCCAAGAAGGCCCAAACUAGCGCAGACGACAUCACCUACGACAUCACCGUCUCCAAAGUCCUUGUCAUCAGUGGCGCCACGCUUUUGACGACUCUGGUUGGAUUACUGAUAGUAAUCCCUUGGAAUAAUUGGCGGAUGGAUCGUAAGAUCGGUUGUGGUCUUAUUGUCCUUUGGUGUGUGAGCACGUUAAGCAAUGUUAUCGCUGAGCUUGUUUCCUGA
This is a messenger RNA of Aspergillus mulundensis, 2979 nucleotides long. RefSeq names its product sodium/calcium exchanger protein. Gene Ontology annotation, cellular component: membrane. Gene Ontology annotation, molecular function: monoatomic cation transmembrane transporter activity. The transcript is spliced from 2 exons. Bases 1 to 2979 code for a protein of 992 amino acids. The record is from RefSeq and is a predicted model, not a curated record. Lineage: Eukaryota; Fungi; Ascomycota; Eurotiomycetes; Eurotiales; Aspergillaceae. Gene Ontology annotation, biological process: transmembrane transport; monoatomic cation transport; intracellular calcium ion homeostasis.